ACUGGACAAAACGAAUCAGGUUCAGCUCUUCUCCGUCAACUCCUGGGUUUGAACUUUUUAAGUUUACCAGCAGUCAUGGUGACGCGGGUCUCUUUGCUUUCUUAAUUGUAUAUGAUUUCUUUUUUUUUUUUUUCCCGACCAAGCAAGAACAUGUCGCGUGAUUUUCAGGGUAAUGAACUUGAUUCUUGAUAGAAAACCUCUAUAAUCUAUGUUAAGUUCCGAUUAAAGUUGCUGCAGAAAAUGGUUCUCGCAUCUACCCAUAUCCCACGUCCUCAAAUUCUCUCAAGGAAGAACAAAGAUUCCAACAAUGACGAUUACUUUAACAACCACGGUCGUAUUCUUCUUUACCCGAACCAGUGUACGGACAUGUCUGAGCUCAAAAAGAUUCAUGCUCAUACUAUCCGCACCACGUUUCCUGACGACCCAGACGCUUUAUUUGUUUAUAGCAAAAUACUUCGUUUCUCGUCUUUCGCCGAUCUUGACUAUUCCUAUCGGGUUUUCAAUCAAAUUGAGAACCCGAAUUCGUUUAUGUGGAAUACUCUCAUCAGAGCUUGUGCCCGUGGCGUUAAUAGAAAAGAACAGGCCAUUGCGCUUUAUCAGAGAAUGCUGGAGCUGGGAAGUGUUCUCCCCGAUAAGCAUACUUUUCCCUUCGUGCUAAAAGCCUGUGCUUACUUGUUUGCUCUGUUCGAAGGGAAACAACUACAUUGUCAGAUUUUUAAACAUGGGUUUGAUUUAGAUGCUUAUGUAAAUAAUAGUUUGAUUCAUUUCUAUGCUUCUUGCGGAUGUUUGGAGUCGGCGGAGAAGGUGUUUGUUAAUAUGCCUGAGAGAAGUCUGGUAUCUUGGAAUGUUAUGAUUGAUGGCCACGUUCAGUUUGGUCAGUUUGAUUCGGCGUUAAAACUGAUUAGGGAGAUGCAGGAAUCGUUUGAACCAGAUGGGUAUACCAUGCAGAGCAUCAUAACUGCUUGUGCUGGUCUGGGUGCUUUGUCCCUGGGAAUGUGGGCUCAUGCUUACCUUUUGAAAAAGAAUGAUAUUGAUGUCGCCAUGGAUGUUUUAAUCAAGAACUCCUUGCUGGAUAUGUACUGCAAAUGUGGGUCAUUGGAAAUGGCUAAGCAGGUGUUUGAUGAUAUGCACACCCGCGAUGUAACCUCAUGGAAUUCAAUGAUCUUAGGUUCUGCCAUGCAUGGGCGAGCAGAGGAGGCUUUAGAGUAUUUUUCCUGCAUGAUAAACACAGAGAGUUUUGAGCCCAACUCUAUCACAUUUGUUGGUGUUCUUAGUGCUUGUAAUCACAGAGGUUUGGUCAGUGAGGGCCGCAAGUAUUUUGACAUGAUGGUCAAAGCAUACAAGGUUAAGCCUGUGGUAGAGCACUAUGGUUGCAUUGUUGAUCUUCUUGCUCGUGCAGGCUUCAUUGAUGAAGCUCUUGAUCUUGUAUCAAGCAUGGAAAUGAGACCUGAUGCAGUCAUCUGGAGGAGUCUUCUUGAUGCAUGUAGUAAGAAAAAUGCAAGCAUUGAGCUGAGUGAAGAAAUGGCCAGACAGAUUCUUGAAACAGAGAAAGGCAUCUGUAGUGGUGUCUAUGUGCUUUUGUCAAGAGUUUAUGCAUCAGCUAGCAGGUGGAAUGAUGUUGGGUUGAUUAGAAAAUUGAUGACUGAUAAAGGCAUUGCUAAAGAGCCUGGCUGCAGUUCAAUUGAGAUUGAUGGUGUUGCACAUGAAUUUUUUGCAGGAGACACGUCUCAUCCACUAACAAAGGAAAUAUAUGGAAUGUUGAAUGUGAUAGAUGAAAGACUCCUGUUGGUAGGCUAUUUGCCAGACUACUCACAAGCUCCAAUGGUUGAUGAGUUGCACGAGGGUAAACAGCAGUCCCUUAGGCUGCACAGUGAGAGACUUGCUAUUGCUUUGGGGUUAUUAAACAUGAAACCAGGAGUUCCUAUCCGUAUUUUAAAGAAUCUUCGAGUUUGCAAUGACUGUCACCAGGUGACGAAAUUGAUAUCUAGAAUCUUCAAUGUUGAGAUUAUUGUGAGGGAUCGUGCCAGGUUCCAUCACUUCAAGAAUGGUUCCUGCUCAUGCAUGGAUUAUUGGUGAUGAAUGUUGGGGGUUAUCUAAAGGGUCAGAACCUACAUAAUAUAAUUGCAUGAAAGAACUUUCCAAAAGUUGUAUAUAUGAAGGUCUGAUUUUACUGAAAAAAAUUGCCAGCAUAUGCAAUCUUCUGUAAUAUAUGAACUGGCUGAUCCUUUUUUCCUUCAGUAGAGACAAGCAACUACAAGCAUUUACUUUCUAUUCUGCUCAAAUCUGCAGGCCUCUCUGUUCAACAACCAUACUAAAAAGGAGCUCAGAAGUUGUAAAUUGAUAUUUACGUUCGUUCUUGUUAUAGAUUUUUAGAUGUAAAUCCGAUAUCUGAAAUUGAGUUUAAUUUAGUCAAAUGCUGAUGAACCUUGAAUUUGGUUUGAAAUUUGAUUCAAUUAUUUGAGGAACUCAAAUUCAGCU
Molecule: messenger RNA, 2478 nt
Organism: Carica papaya (papaya)
Lineage: Eukaryota; Viridiplantae; Streptophyta; Magnoliopsida; Brassicales; Caricaceae
Gene: CRR28
Product: Tetratricopeptide repeat (TPR)-like superfamily protein
Biological process (GO): RNA modification
Molecular function (GO): protein binding; zinc ion binding; RNA binding
Source: RefSeq, a predicted model, not a curated record